AUGAUGUCCUCCUCAGCACCAUCUCCCCCGGUCCUCACCAUCCCAGGCUUGGCGGUGGAGCUGGGAAUCCGGCACAGCGGUACCUCAGCCCCGCUGGUGCCCAUCGAGGAAGUGGAGAACCCCGAGUUCAUGGGCAAAGGCGGAUUUGGCGCUGUCUUCCGGGCACAGCACAGGACUUGGGGUUUGGAAGUGGCGGUGAAGAUCGUGAACUCGUGAUGCCGGCCUGCGAUAUCCCGGGAGGUGAAGGCCAUGGCAAGCCUGUGUAACAAUCAUGUGCUGCCCCUGCUGGGGGUCACAAAGAAACUGGAGUGGGAGUACGUGUCUGGGCCGGCUCUGGUGACUCAAUUCAUGGAGAGUUCCCUGGCGGUGCUGCUACAGCCCCAGUGCCCGAGGCCAGGGCCGCUUCUCUGCCGCCUGCUGCAGGACCUGGUGCUCGGGAUGUGCUACCUGCACAGCCAGAACCCCAUGCUUCUACACCGGGAUCUCAAGCCCCCCAACGUCCUAUUGGACUCAGAGCUGCAUGCCAAGGUCACUGGAAGAUGUGGCCUGUCCACGUUUCUGGGAGUCUCACAGACAGGGGCAGGAUCUGGGGAGUCAGGGAGCACCCCAGCUUACUUGGCCCCAGAACUGUUGGCUGAUAUAAACUGGAAGGCCUCCAUGGCCAGUGAUGUCUACAGCUUCGGGAUCCUAAUGUGGGCAGUGCUAGCCAGAAGAGAAGCUGAGAGUAAAACUCUAGGCGACUCUGGGAUCCUUCACCUCAGGGGGCUGAGAGACGUGACACCAACUGGCCUCCCAGGGCGCCAGGGCCAAAUCCAGUACCAGGAGUCAAUAAAUGUGGUGGAAUUUUGA
Messenger RNA from Globicephala melas (long-finned pilot whale), 849 nucleotides. RefSeq names its product receptor interacting serine/threonine kinase 3 (gene RIPK3). The record is from RefSeq and is a predicted model, not a curated record. Gene Ontology annotation, biological process: signal transduction; protein phosphorylation. Gene Ontology annotation, cellular component: cytoplasm. Gene Ontology annotation, molecular function: protein kinase activity; ATP binding. NCBI's taxonomy places the organism in Eukaryota, Metazoa, Chordata, Mammalia, Artiodactyla, Delphinidae.